CCCCCAGCGGCGGCCCCGAGCCCCACUCCCCGCCGGCCGCUCCGAGCACCAGCGCGCCCGGGCUCCAAACUCGGGCUGCCGGGCAAGUGCCUUCAUGAGCCCAGAGGAUGUCCGGGAAGCACUACAAGGGUCCUGAAGUCAGUUGUUGCAUCAAAUAUUUCAUAUUUGGCUUCAAUGUCAUAUUUUGGUUUCUGGGAAUAGCAUUUCUUGGAAUUGGACUGUGGGCGUGGAAUGAAAAAUUUUCUGUGUUCCUGGGCAUCAUUUUCUUCCUGGAGCUCACUGCCGGGGUCCUGGCAUUUGUUUUCAAAGACUGGAUCAAAGACCAGCUGUAUUUCUUUAUAAACAACAACAUCAGAGCGUACAGGGAUGACAUUGAUUUGCAAAACCUCAUAGACUUCACCCAGGAAUAUUGGCAGUGCUGUGGGGCUUUUGGAGCUGAUGAUUGGAACCUAAAUAUUUACUUCAAUUGCACAGAUUCCAAUGCAAGUCGGGAGAGGUGCGGCGUGCCAUUCUCCUGCUGUACUAAAGAUCCCGCGGAAGAUGUCAUCAACACUCAGUGUGGCUAUGAUGCCAGGCAGAAACCAGAGGUCGACCAGCAGAUCGUAAUCUACACGAAAGGCUGCGUGCCCCAGUUUGAGAAGUGGCUGCAGGACAAUUUAACCAUCGUGGCCGGUGUGUUCAUAGGCAUUGCGUUGCUACAGAUUUUUGGGAUAUGCCUGGCCCAGAACCUGGUGAGCGACAUCGAAGCUGUCAGGGCCAGCUGGUAGAGCAGAGCGCCUGCCACCGCCGCAGAACACUGGACACCCAGCCUCCCGCACCCUCCAGCGGCCCGACCGCGUCCACGCCGCACAGAGCAGUCACAGGGGCAUCCUGCAAUCCCACCUGACGGAGCUGCCAAGAACUUGUUUUGGGGGGUGAAGCUGAGAAAUGCUGCUUACUGACAGAAUUAAAGAAACAAUAACCAGUAUGCAAGUCGUUGCGCCGUGAAUCUCUACUGUAGCCAUGAAUUUAUGGAUGGUUGGAUCCUUAACCAAAAAAAGAGGAAAAGGGAGGGUGGGGAACCCGUAUGUACUUGAAUGUGUGGGGAAAGCCUUGUUCUCCACAGGAGCGAUUGGAGGGCUGGGAGAGGCAGCGUUGCCCUUCCUCACGCUGUGGCCUGAAGAUGUGAUCUUUCCUGGAACCCAGCCCCUGCCCUGUGAGGGCUGGGCCACUGGCGUCCCUUCACUGGACAUCGCAAGGAACUGCGACAACUCGCGUCCCAGGGAGAAAACAGCUUGUCCUUGGGGUCAGAUUUCGAGAUUGAGUUUAGCAAGUGACGAGCCGGCACAUUGGGCCUCCUGAUGAGAGAAGUUGUGUAUUUCAGGUGCACUGAGCAGACCCUGGGAGCACCCCGUGAGGCUGGAAUUCAGCAGGACAGAUCUUUUUUCUAAGGGGCCUGCGCUUUAUUUACCUGUGACAUCCAAGGAGAAAAUGAGGCUCGACGAGGUAUUAGUUGGAUACACCCUCACCCCAGCCACUGAAGUAGGUGUCGGAUUCUUCAGAAACUCUGCGGCUUUGGCUUUUUUUUUUUCUUGCCUUUUUUUGUUUUAGACUCCCCAAAAGCUGCCGUUUCUGUUAAAUUUUUAAGUGUUUCCUUACAAGCUCGAAUAUUAAUUUUGUGUGUGUAAUCUCCCCGCAUGACCUGUGAAUCUGAACCCACCAUUCUUUCCUCCCGCUAUCUCUCCGACAACAUUGAUAGGUGUGGUGUGGUGUGGUCAGCACUGGGUGGGUUCACGCCCUGAGAGGGGUGGCGGUCCCGCCUGGCUGGGAAGGGGCCAGCUGGGCCCACGAUAUGCUUCCAUGGACUCAGCAAUCGCUCAGCCAUACGGGUCGCCAUGGUUUCCGCUGCGUCCUGCCCCCCUCUCUCCUGGAAUGGAAGUGAACCCCUUUCCAAAACAACGCUGACACAUCAGAAAGCUUCUAGUGGGGUUUUUCCCUCUUCUGGUUUUAGUUUUUUUUUUUUUUUUUUUAAAGAGAAGAGUGAGUGGGCAGAGCUCUUUCUGUUCUCGUAGUGCAGGCUAACCAUCAGGAUGGCGAUAAAGCACAAAUACUCCGAGGGGGGACAUUGGCGGGCAGGUGUUCUGAGUCUGAGAGGAAAACCACCUCCAGGUGCUGCCACCCACCCUGGCCCGCCUCCAGGUGGGAGGGACCCGUUUUGCCCCCAGAUUUUAAUCCAACCUCAUCUACCGGGAUGUCACUCUCCCGGGGAGCAGGUAUAGUCUGUGGAGCGCUGGGAAAACCACAGGCGUGUUUCACGGUGAUGACACGUUCUCCAACGCAUCGCUGGGCAGCCGGCGAGGUACUUUGUGAACUUGAGCAAGGCUUUCUGCACCCGCCCCCUGGUGCAUCGCUGCGGUCGGUGCACG
Myotis lucifugus (little brown bat) is the source of this 2405-nucleotide messenger RNA. RefSeq names its product tetraspanin 5 (gene TSPAN5). The transcript is spliced from 7 exons. Gene Ontology annotation, cellular component: membrane. Gene Ontology annotation, biological process: protein maturation; regulation of vascular endothelial growth factor signaling pathway; protein localization to plasma membrane. The coding region runs from base 108 to 767 and encodes 219 amino acids. The record is from RefSeq and is a predicted model, not a curated record. Lineage: Eukaryota; Metazoa; Chordata; Mammalia; Chiroptera; Vespertilionidae.